Molecule: messenger RNA, 1035 nt
Organism: Lizanozyma spartinae
Lineage: Eukaryota; Fungi; Ascomycota; Pichiomycetes; Serinales; Debaryomycetaceae
Gene: CDC10
Product: septin
Exons: 1
Coding region: 1-1035 (344 amino acids)
Biological process (GO): cytoskeleton-dependent cytokinesis
Cellular component (GO): cell division site; septin complex; microtubule cytoskeleton
Molecular function (GO): GTP binding; molecular adaptor activity; GTPase activity
Source: RefSeq, a predicted model, not a curated record
AUGUCGUUAGGAACUUCAACAGUACAACCUCAAAAGUAUGUGGGGUUUGACACGAUCACUACACAGAUUGAAAAUCGCUUAUUGAAAAGAGGUUUUCAGUUCAAUCUUAUGGUAGUGGGUAAAUCUGGUUUGGGAAAGAGUACUUUAGUUAAUACUUUAUUUCUGUCAGAAUUAACAGAAACAUUCGGUAGAAAGGAUGCUGAAGAACCUAUUGAAAAGACAACUGAGAUAAAAGUUACUUCACAUGAAUUAGUUGAAAACAAUGUCAAAUUACAUGUCAACAUCAUUGAUACACCUGGAUUUGGUGAUCUGAUUAACAACGAUAAGUGUUGGGAUCCAUUGGUUAAAUAUAUUAAAGAGCAACAUUCUCAAUAUUUGAGAAAGGAAUUGACUGCUCAAAGGGAAAGAUAUAUUGCUGACUCUAGGGUUCAUUGUGUUCUUUAUUUUAUUCCUCCAAGUGGUCAGAAAUUGAAGCAAUUGGAUGUUCUUGCCUUAAAGAAAUUAUCUGAGAUUGCUAAUGUUGUGCCCAUAAUUGCAAAAUCUGAUUCAUUAACUUUGGAUGAAAGAGCAGAUUAUAAGAGAUUAUUACAAAAUGAAUUCAAAAAGCACUCCUUAAACUUGUUCCCUUACGAUAGUGAAGAUUUAUUCGAAGAUGAAAAACAAUUGAACGCAGAUAUUAGAUCAUUGAUCCCUUUUGCAGUUUCUGGAUCUCAAACAGAAAUUCAAUUUGAUAAGGUAGUUGCCAGAGGUAGACAAACCAAAUGGGGUGCUAUUAACAUUGAAGAUGUUACUCAAUGUGAAUUUCUCUUCUUGAGAGAUUUCUUGACUAGAACCCACUUGCAAGACUUGAUCGAAACUACUGCUUUGGUACACUAUGAAGCAUUCAGAUCUAAGCAAUUAAUUGCCUUGAAGGAAAAUGCAAGCACUAAUAGAAAUUCGAGCGCCAAUGUGAUUGGCCAAUCUGUGUCUGCCGCACCAAGCAACCCUGAAUUAAAAACUAAACCUUCAUCGGAACAAAUUUCCACCUUUAAUUGA